This is a messenger RNA of Sorghum bicolor (sorghum), 1257 nucleotides long. RefSeq names its product protein TIC 21, chloroplastic. Lineage: Eukaryota; Viridiplantae; Streptophyta; Magnoliopsida; Poales; Poaceae. The coding region runs from base 93 to 1052 and encodes 319 amino acids. The record is from RefSeq and is a predicted model, not a curated record. The transcript is spliced from 4 exons.
UCCCCAAGCAAAGAGAAAGAAUGUGUGGGAAACCCAAACCCCCGUGACCGGCAACGGCUCGAACGCCACACAACACAAAUCACAAAUCACAAAUGCAGUCGCUCCACCUCUCCCCGGCGCCGCCAAGGCCGCCCCUCCCGACGCUGAGGCGGCAGCCGGUGUCCUCUGCCGUGGCUUCGGCGCCGGCGCCGAAGCCACACUUCUUCUCCGCUCCCAGUCUUGCGGCUGCUGUCGGUGGUACCUCAUUCUAUGCCGCCGCCGGAAUCUCCUUGCCGCCGCGCGACCUCACCGCCGCGGCUGCAGCAGGGGCUGGGGCGGCGGCGUCCAGUCCUUCUGACCCUAGCCCUCUCGCCGCGGAGGCCGAGUCUGACCCCAGCCCUCUCUCCGCGGAGGCCGUGGCCGAACUCGCCAAGCUGGCUCAGGUUAGCAAAAAACUAGAGAAAACAGCACGGCAUUUUAAGAAUUUGGGUACCCUGGGGUUUUGGUCUCAGUUAGUGUGUACAUUUGUUUCUGCUGGGAUUCUGUCAUUCUCUGCUGUUGCUACAGGGAAUGUAACAGCUCCCUUCACAUUCUGUGCAACUGCAGUUGGCAUCGUCAUGGCCUUCAUCUCAGUCUUCCAGUCAUAUGGUUACAUCCGCCUUUCUGAAAGGCUUAAAAGAACAGCAAAUGAACCUUCUAAGGCUCCUGCACGUGCAGAUGUGGUUAAGAAUCUGAGAAACAGUAUCGUGCUUAAUGUUGUUGGAAUGGCUGCUGCAGUUCUUGGCCUGCAGGCAACUGUAGGUACUUUGGUAGGCAAAGCACUCACUACGUCAGCAGUGCCCUACUACCAGGGAAUAGCCCCUGGACAGAGUCCCGUUCUUGCUUUAGAUAUCUUUCUUGUUCAGGCUUCAGCCAACACAAUCCUUUCACAUUUCCUUGGGAUAUCCAGCUCACUGGAGCUACUUCGGUCUGUAACAUUGUCCCAAACAGAAGCUGCCCCAGUGCCAAAACCGGCAUUGCGCUCUGUAACAUUGUCUCAAACAGAAGCUGCCCCAGUGCCAAAACCAGCAUGAGCGUGGCUGCAAAGUCCUCCUGAGUCCUGAGUCCUGACCUUAAGAGUAUAUCACCAGUUUUUUUGGUUGUCUUUUAUAUUGUAUAGUCCAACGCGGACCAUGGAUCUCCGCUCGUUUUGAACCAUAUGAUCUUAAAUCGAUCUAAGUUUGAAUGACAGCUUCCAAACAUACGAAAGCUGCCUCACGAACUACCGCAUUGCUGUCA